UAACUAAUUUAAUUAAAAUGAAUUUUUAAAAACUAUUUACACUUAAACAAAUAAAUAUUAGGCCAGUCCUCGCUGACCAGUGAAUACGCUGAGGUCCGACACUGUCCUGCAGGAGACACAGACACAGAGAACAACACCUCAACAUUUGAGACAGAGCCCAAAAAAACACACAUGACAGCAAAGAUCACAGACACGUCCUCACCGGCAUCAGAAGACGUGAUUUAUGAAAACACGAGCCAUCGCUACAGACAGAAGGAAGAGCUGUUCUCCCUCCGUUCAGUGUAGAAGCGUCAGCUUGAGCUCUGUCUUCAACUCUCUUCUCUGGUGAAUGUAAAUGAUGGAAACAUUGGUGACGUUCCUCCUCACUGGAUCUCUGAUACAAGGUGUUUUGUGUGGCUUUAAUAUCAAUCUGCUGAAAAAAGUAGAAGCUCUGCAAGGAUCCUGUGUUUUCAUCCCCUGCACAUUUGAUAUUGAACAACAAUAUGAAUAUUACCUCACUGACAGUGCAAAGAGAAUGUGGUAUAAAGACAGAAACCUUCACGUUAUAGUGUUUAACUCCAGCAGCCCCAACACUGGACGGUUAAAAGGAGAAAUAUUUGGCACUGCUACACAGAAAAACUGCACCACACGCUUCGAUAAUGUUGAUCAGACUCAUAAUGGGUCAUAUUACUUCAGAAUCGAAACCAGUGGUAAAUUGAAACAUAGCUACAGAGGACCUACAUACUCUGAAGUUGAAAUUGUCGUCUUAGGAUCUCCACCCAAACCUACACUGAGCAUCUUUCCGGAUCAGGAGGAGAUGAUUGAGGGAAGUUCAGUGAGUCUGCGCUGCUCUACUAAGAUCUUCUGUCCGUCUCAUCCAUCAUCUCUCACAUGGAGCUCGUCUCUCAUCGAGAGCGUCACAGGACGACAGUUUCAGAGCCAAACUGAGCUCAUCUCUGAUCUGAACUUCACUGUUUCUUACCGUCAUCACAGAGUCACUUUCACCUGCACUGCAACACACCAGAUACAGCAGCAGAUCACAACACAAGAGUCUCGUCUGCUACACGUUCAGUAUGCUCCUAAAAACACGUUGGUGAGGAUAAAUCCAGCUGGUUUAGUUCUGGAGGGUCGUUCAGUGACUCUGAUCUGCAGCAGUGAUGCAAACCCAGCAGUGAACUACACCUGGUACAGAGACACUGAGAGACAUCUGAAUCCAGUUCAGACCGGACCAAACCUGGCCAUCAACAACCCCGACCCGACACACAGCGGACGAUACUACUGUACAGCUGAGAACAAACACGGCACACAGAACUCAUCAGUGCUGCUGGACGUCCAGUACGCUCCAAAAAACACAUUGUUGUCAGUGUUUCCCUCCAGCUCAGUGAUAGAGGGCAAUCCAGUGACUGUGAUCUGCAGCAGUGAUGCAAACCCAGCAGUGAAGUACACCUGGUACAGAGACACUGAGAGACCUCUGAAUCCAGUUCAGACCGGACCAAACCUGGCCAUCAACAACACCGACCCGACACACAGCGGACGAUACUACUGUACAGCUGAGAACAAACACGGCACACAGAACUCAUCAGUGCUGCUGGACGUCCAGUAUGCUCCAAAAAACACAGCAUUGUCAGCGUUUCCCUCCAGCUCAGUGAUGAGGGGCAAACCAGUGACUCUGAUCUGCAGCAGUGAUGCAAACCCAGCAGUGAACUACACCUGGUACAGAGAGACAGGGUCUCAGUUUGAGUUCCUCCAGACUGGAUAUAAUCACACCUACAUUGUGACAAACCCUACACACGGAGCAUGGUAUGGCUGUAAAGCUCAAAACCAGCAUGGCCUCUGCAAUGCUACAAUUCAGCUGGAUAUUCAGUUUGCACCCAAUAUCUCCAUCUCUUGCAGUCGAAGCAGUGUAACGGAGUGUGUGUGUGAGGCUCAUGGGAAUCCCUGUCCUACACUAGAGUGGCGUCUGUCUGGACGUGUGAUCACUAACUCUACAGAAACCUCCAUCAGUGAGGAGACGUUAGGAAGCACAGGAGUGAAGAGCGUCCUGAACAUCCAUCAGUCCCUCACAGACACGGACGUCCUGCAGUGUUUCAGCACAAACGAACAUGGCAGCACCAGCCAACAGUUUCAGUUCGUCCCACUGCCACAAGACACACGUUUCCAUCAUCCGUCGGUGCUGCUCGGAGCUGCUGUCGGAGCCUCAGUGAUGAUGAUCGCUUGCUUCGUGAUGCUCUGCCAUAAACGAAGAAGGAAAGAAAAAUCUUCAGAAACCACACAAGAUGAGACAUCUGGAUUCAUUCUGACUCAAACAGCCGUUUCUCUGGAUAAUGACAGUGAGUCUGUUUACGCCAAUAAAGGCAUGCUGUCAUCCACCCCACCGAGUGCACCUGAAUCUCUUCUUUAUUCCUCCAUCGACUUCACAAAUGCUGACCCGCUGUCAGGAGAGAUCAUGGGCCUUGCCUCGCUGACCAGUGAAUACGCUGCAAUCCGACGGCGUCCUGCAGGAGCCACAGACACAGAGAACAACGCCUCAACAUCUGAGACAGAGCCCAAAAAAACACACAUGACAGCAAAGAUCACAGACACAUCCUCACCGGCAUCAGAAGACGUGAUUUAUGAAAACACAAACCAUCGCUACAGACAGAAGUGCUAAGAUUAAUCUUUGAGAAUCUAGAGAAGUCUAUAAAAAAAGGGGUCAAAAGUUCAUUCAUGCAUUUUUCUUACCAGAUCAGCAAUGGAAAAUGUACUUGACCUCAGAGUGUUGUUUGUGUCACACAUUUAUUUUGUGAACACUGUCAGCUUCUUCUGGUGUCACACUUUAACACACAAACCCAGAAGGAGCUGCAUAAUUUAUUUUUACAAUUGUAUUUUAUUAUACAGCAAUGUAUUUUAUUUCCUAUUCAAAAU
Carassius auratus (goldfish) is the source of this 2883-nucleotide messenger RNA. Its product is annotated as Schwann cell myelin protein-like. Bases 335 to 2629 code for a protein of 764 amino acids. The record is from RefSeq and is a predicted model, not a curated record. The transcript has 12 exons. NCBI's taxonomy places the organism in Eukaryota, Metazoa, Chordata, Actinopteri, Cypriniformes, Cyprinidae.